Messenger RNA from Synchiropus splendidus (mandarinfish), 1449 nucleotides. It is a transcript of the gene cdk7, whose product is annotated as cyclin-dependent kinase 7. Gene Ontology annotation, cellular component: cytoplasm; nucleus; transcription factor TFIIH holo complex. The coding region runs from base 154 to 1128 and encodes 324 amino acids. Gene Ontology annotation, biological process: protein phosphorylation; positive regulation of transcription by RNA polymerase II. The transcript is spliced from 13 exons. Gene Ontology annotation, molecular function: ATP binding; RNA polymerase II CTD heptapeptide repeat kinase activity; cyclin-dependent protein serine/threonine kinase activity. Lineage: Eukaryota; Metazoa; Chordata; Actinopteri; Syngnathiformes; Callionymidae. The record is from RefSeq and is a predicted model, not a curated record.
GGCGUCAAUGUUAUGGCAUUUUCUGGUACUUUCUACUGCGGUGGUCUGUCACGUAACCCUAAACCUCGAUGAGCCACAGGCAGGACAAGGCAUGCACAUCAUUUGUGUGUAAACAACCAUAGCUCUGGCACAUCUGCUCCAAGUUUUAGACCAAUGAAUGAGUUUGCUACUGUGUACAAAGCGAGAGACAAGACUACAAACACAAUUGUUGCGAUUAAAAAGAUUAAAGUUGGCCAUAGAACCGAAGCUCAAGAUGGAAUCAACAGAACAGCUCUUCGAGAGAUCAAACUGUUACAAGAACUGCAUCAUCCAAAUAUUAUUGGGCUGUUGGACGCCUUUGGACACAAAUCUAACAUCAGUCUGGUGUUUGAUUUCAUGGAAACUGAUUUGGAGGUGAUCAUCAAGGAUACCAGUCUGGUGUUGACGCCAGCCAAUAUUAAAGCCUACAUCCUCAUGACUCUGCAGGGACUGGAGUAUAUGCAUCAUCACUGGGUGCUACACAGGGAUUUGAAACCCAACAAUCUCCUCCUGGAUGGGAACGGAGUGCUCAAGUUAGCUGAUUUCGGUUUAGCCAAGUCAUUUGGGAGCCCUAACAGGGUCUAUACACAUCAGGUUGUCACCAGAUGGUAUCGUUCACCGGAGCUCUUGUUUGGAGCCAGGAUGUACGGUGUUGGGGUUGACAUGUGGGCAGUGGGCUGCAUUUUGGCUGAGCUCCUCCUGCGAUUGCCAUUCUUAGCUGGGGAUUCGGAUCUGGAUCAGUUGACAAAAAUCUUCGAAGCUCUGGGCACACCGACGGAAGAGACCUGGCCCGGAAUGAGUAGUCUGCCAGACUACGUGUCCUUUAAGUUGUUCCCUGGGACACCUCUGGAGCAUAUAUUUAGUGCAGCUGGAGACGACCUACUGGAGCUGCUGCAAGGCCUCUUCACAUUUAACCCUCUGACGCGAACCACAGCUACACAGGCUUUGAAGAUGAGGUACUUCAGUAAUCGACCCGGUCCUACUCCUGGUCCCCAACUCCCUCGACCCAACUGCUCUGGCAAGGCCUUGAAAGAAAAGGACACGCUUGGGCUUAAGAGGAAAAUAGAAGACUCAAAAACAAAUUCCAUGAAGAAGAAGCUAUUUUUUUGACUGGAAUGGACUAGGACAAAACACUGAAGAGAAGGAGCUCCACCAACGGGCGCUAAGUUGUGAUAUAGAUACUUUGCUGCUGCUGUUCAGUGACAAAAUUGUGCCUGUGGUCACAUGAGAUGUGCGCAGCAGUGCUGCGUGGGCCAAACAAUAGAGACUUUCUGCUCUAUGAGGGCUUUGCUUUUGUUCAUUCAAAGAUGUCUGAGCGCUGAAGAACCGACUAUUUAUAGUGUGACUAAUGUUCUGUGAAGUGUAUUGGAGUCUCAUCAAUUUCAUGAAAUGCAUUUCCCUAUUUUUGUAUGUGGAGAAAAAUGAAAAAUA